AUGAGUGCUAAUCUUUUGAAAAAGUCCGCCUCGGACAUCGUCGUCCUUGCUGCCCAAAGAACCCCUGUCACCAAGUCUCUUAAGGGUGGUCUCUCCAAACUUUAUCCAGAAGAGCUUCUUCAGCAAGUGGUUGGAGGUACUUUCGAGAAAUCCAACAUCGACAAAGAACUCAUAGAUGAUGUGCUUGUUGGUGCUGUCUUGCAGACUUUGGGUGGCCAGAAGGCCUCGGCAUUGGCCAUUAAGUCGCUCGGUUUCCCCGUGAAAACUACCGUAAACACAGUCAACAGACAGUGUGCUUCUUCAGCUCAGGCCAUUUCCUAUUCGGCAGGAACCUUGCUUACUGGCGAAAACAAGUUCACUGUGGCCGCCGGUGUGGAGUCUAUGACCCACGACUACUUCCCACAUCGUGGUAUUCCUACCAGAAUUUACCAGGAAUUGAAAGAUAAGGCAUCUGCAGAGGCUCAGGCAGUCCUCAUGCCCAUGGGAAUCACCAGUGAAAACGUCGCUUCGGAUUUUGGCAUUACUCGUGAAGAUCAGGACAGAUUUGCUGUUGAAUCUCACUUGAGAGCUCACAAGGCUACUGAACUGGGACAUUUCGCCAAAGAGAUCAUCCCAAUUAAAGCACGUACUAACGGUGAGGGAGAGCCAUUGAAUGAAGUCACUAUUGACAAGGAUGAUGGAAUCAGAGGUUCUUCUACUUACGAGAAAUUGUCCACUCUCAAGCCUGUGUUCAGGGAAGAUGGAACCACCACCGCAGGUAACCUGAGUCAAAUCUCUGAUGGAGCAUCGUGUGUCAUUUUGACCACCAGAGAAAACGCUGAAAAGCACGGAUACAAGCCAAUUGCUCGGUUUCUUGGAUCGGCCGUGGCUGGUGUUCCUGCCGCCUACAUGGGAGUUGGACCAGCAUACGCUAUUCCCCAAUUGUUGGAGAGAUUCGGUCUUUCCACCAACGACAUUGACCUCUUUGAGUUGAACGAAGCUUUCGCUUCUCAGUCGUUGUACUGUAUCAACAAAUUGGGCUUGGAUACCGCUAAGGUCAACCCAUACGGUGGAGCUAUUGCCUUGGGCCACCCAUUGGGUGCCACAGGAGCUAGAGUUGUUGCAACGUUGUUGAAUGGAUUGAAAGCACAGGGUAAGGAGCUUGGAGUUGUGUCGAUGUGCAUGUCGACAGGCCAGGGAUACGCCGGAUUGUUUGCUAAUGAACAAUAA
Messenger RNA from Sungouiella intermedia, 1209 nucleotides. The record is from the annotation of a GenBank genome assembly. NCBI's taxonomy places the organism in Eukaryota, Fungi, Ascomycota, Pichiomycetes, Serinales, Metschnikowiaceae.